This is a messenger RNA of Doryrhamphus excisus (bluestripe pipefish), 1936 nucleotides long. It is a transcript of the gene b3glcta, whose product is annotated as beta 3-glucosyltransferase a. The record is from RefSeq and is a predicted model, not a curated record. Gene Ontology annotation, molecular function: glycosyltransferase activity. Gene Ontology annotation, cellular component: membrane. Lineage: Eukaryota; Metazoa; Chordata; Actinopteri; Syngnathiformes; Syngnathidae.
CCUCCCCCAACAAGGAGAAGAGAACAGAGAGGAGGAAUCCCACUCCUCCUCGUUUUCCCGUGGAAGUGUCGGGGAGAGCAAAAACAGCCUCCGAUGUUCUUUUCCGCCACAUAGCCCGAACACGGCGAGGUGUGCGGGGCGCCGGCAUUGGCGACAACUCGACUGUUCGACAAUGCUUCGGAACCGCCGACACGUCGGACACGGAGCGGCGGUGACGGUUCUGCUCUUCUUUGGUCACAUCGUCUUAGAUGCUGGCGGCUCGGAAAAAGCCUCACAGAGUCGGGAAGAUUCGCAUGGGAUCGCCCGCAGGCAACUCGACCUUCAGGAUAUCGUGUUUGUCAUCCAGAGUCAAAGCAACUCCUUUCACGUGAGGCGGGCGGAAAAGCAAAGGGCGGAUUUACUGCAGCAGGCACGCGCUCAGUCAGAGAAACCACCAGUGGUUUUGCUGCUCCACAGUUUAUCCGACAACGAAGGAGACUGGAGUAUCCUUCCUCUGCUGCCUUACUUAUCUAUCUCCUUCGGGAAGAAUUCCUCCUGGAUUCUGUUUCUGGAGGAGGAAACCGACGUGAAAAUGACGAGGCUGGUUCAAGUCCUCGCAAAGUUUGACAAAAAUAAAGAAUGGUUUCUCGGGAAGCCCCUCCAUGACGAGGAGUCCACCAUCAUCCAUCACUACGCCUUCGCAGAGAACCCCUCUGUCUUCAAAUACCCCGACUUCUCCGCCGCUUGGGCCUUAAGCAUCCCCCUGGUGGUGCGGCUCGCCGACAAAGUCAGAGAGGAGCCGCUGAAAUCCGACUUCACCAUUGACCUGAAACACGAGGUGGCCUUGUACAUUUGGGACAACGGCAACGGUCCACAUCUGACCGCCGUACCCGAGCUCUGCACUGAACCCGAGGACUCUCCAAGGGCUGACUUCUGCGCCACGACUCUGAGCGCCCAAACUCCGCCCUGUGGGGAGCCGGUGAAUAAAGAAAAUGUCUUUGUGGCUGUGAAAACGUGUAAGAAGUUCCACAGUGAAAGAGUUCCCGUCAUCAAGAAGACCUGGGAGCGGGAUGCCGUGUAUCUGGAAUACUACAGCGACCACGCCGAUCCGGCACUACCCACCGUUAAUUUAGGGGUGCCCAACACCGAGAGAGGUCACUGUGGUAAAACGUUCGCCAUCCUGAAACGAUUCCUCAGCGGCGACGUCCCGCGGACGCAGUGGCUUGUCAUCGUGGACGACGACACGCUGAUCAGCCUCCCCAGACUGCGAGGCUUGCUGAGCUGCUACAGCCCGUCAGAAGCGGUGUGUCUCGGGGAGAGGUACGGCUACGGCCUCAGCCAGGGAGGUUACAGCUACAUCACGGGAGGCGGAGGCAUGGUGUUCAGCCGUGAGGCGGUGGUGCAACUCCUGAAUAGCGGCUGUAAAUGUUAUAGCAACGACGCUCCGGAUGACAUGGUGCUGGGAAUGUGCCUCAACGCUCUAGGAAUUCCUGCCACGCACAGCGCACUUUUCCACCAGGCCCGGCCGGAGGACUACGCCAGAGACUUCCUCGCUCACCAGGUGCCCAUUUCUUUCCACAAACACUGGAACAUCGACCCGGUGGCCGUUUUUAACAAAUGGCUGACAGACGGGGCCAAAAACUCAGCAGGACUUAAUCGGAGCAUUAAGACGGAACUAUGAAAUACUUCAAAUAUGGCCUGUGUGAAUGAAUAUGUUUGUGUGUUACUCAUAGAAAUGUUAUUAAAGUGCGUAUGUGAUUGCAUGUGGUUAUGUAUGAGUGCAUUCAGUGUAUGUACCAUACGUAUAUUGAAUAUGAACACAUCCUGCAUACAGGAAGAUAUGAUAUCUUUCUGUAGUGUUCACAAGGUGCCAUUAAUGCUGUACAAUCUAUUUUGAAAUAAAUGUGGACAUUUUUUGAAGUUGUGUUGUUAAUUAUGGGUUAAAAUAAUUAAAAUU